UAGUGUGAACACAUUUAUUACAAUGCUUCUCGGAUUGGGGGCAGUUAAAGAAAUGACGAUAGAUAAAGGUCAAGUUGCCCUUAUAUACCCCUUCACUAAUCAAUCAAAUAUCAUAAACUAAUAAUCACUUGCAAUUAGUAAAUAAAUCACUCAACACCGUGAAAAUGGCGGACUCUUCCUCCACCACCGUAACGGAUUUAAUCUCCACCGUCCAUCAAGAUAUCAUAGAGACUCACAUCCUCACGCGCCUCGACGGUCCAACCCUAGCCUCCCUCUCCUGCGCCUCCACACUCCUUCACAAGCUCGCGUCCAAUGAAUUCCUCUGGUCCAAAAUCUGCCGGUCCACGUGGCCUUCCACCGCCACCAUCUCAGAUAACCCCCGUUCUUUUUUCUCCGACGUGUAUUCGGUUCUUGACGCUGGUGGUUCAGUUUCUGAUCUCGACCGUCCCUUUCCAGAGCUGAUCUCCGCCGUGGAUCUGCACUACAGAGGGAAGUUGAUUCUCAGUAGAGUCGUGAAGACGGAGACGACUACGGCGUGGUUCCUUAGCUCGCCUCUGAGGAUCGAUCUUGUUGAUGCGAAGGACACUGUGGAGACGCCGAUCAAGCGAGGACGGUGGACGGAGGACACGUGUCGUGAUCUAGAGCAGGAUUUGACUUUGAGCUGGAUCGUGAUCGAUCCUACCGGAAAGCGUGCGGCGAAUCUGUCGAGUCACCGGCCGGUGACCGUGCAGAGGAACUGGCUAACCGGUGAAGUGGAGGCGAAAUUCGCGACGGUGGUGGGAUCGGUGGAGUGUGUGAUCACGGUGGUCACAUGCGGAGAGGAGGAGAUGCACGUGAAGGAGGUGAGCCUUAAGGUGGAGGCGAUGGAGGGAACGAGUUUGAACGGGAUGGACAGUUUGGUCAUUUUGAAGAGUGUAAUGGAGGGUAAGAGGGGCAAUGGAAGAAGGAGAGAAGCGGAAUCGAAGUGGAGACACGAAGAGUUUAUGGAGAAGAAGAGAGAGUUGAAAGAGAAGAAAAUGAGGGUAGAAUUGGUAUUUGACAUUUUAACUGUCGCUGUUGGGGUUCUAGGGUUUGGUCUCGUUGACUUCUAUUUUUAGGUUUUAGUAUUACAAUCAAUAUUUAAGAGCCUCUAGAUGAAUCAAAAGCUUUGCAAUAAAACUUAAAACAACUU
Molecule: messenger RNA, 1171 nt
Organism: Brassica oleracea var. oleracea
Lineage: Eukaryota; Viridiplantae; Streptophyta; Magnoliopsida; Brassicales; Brassicaceae
Product: probable F-box protein At1g60180
Exons: 1
Coding region: 165-1097 (310 amino acids)
Molecular function (GO): protein binding
Source: RefSeq, a predicted model, not a curated record